Molecule: messenger RNA, 603 nt
Organism: Phalaenopsis equestris
Lineage: Eukaryota; Viridiplantae; Streptophyta; Magnoliopsida; Asparagales; Orchidaceae
Product: zinc finger protein ZAT5-like
Exons: 1
Coding region: 1-603 (200 amino acids)
Source: RefSeq, a predicted model, not a curated record
AUGGAAGAAUCUACCAUAAUGAAAGAGAAGAGAACCAAGCAGCAAAGGCAUCACCUUUUGCCCCACGUAAUAUCACCUAUAUUGUCUCCAACAACAUUAUUGGAGAUUUCUGAGAGCCCAACUGAGGAAGAAGAAGAGAUGGCUAAUUGCCUCAUAUUCCUUGCCAAAGGUGGCUACAAACCAAAGCUCAACGAAAUAGAGGAAGCGACCACCGCCGUGAACCUUACCGGCCGAGUCACAGAGCCGACAACCACCGCCACCGGCAAGACCGAAAAUAAUGUCCACAAAUGCCGAGAUUGCAAUAUGUCUUUUUCCUCACACAAGGCGCUUGGCGGGCAUCGUGCUAGUUAUAAUAAAAAAUUGAAGCUUUCGAUUCCCCUCGCAUCAAAGGUGUUGAAUGAAUUCCCGUUCACUUCGUCUGUCAUGAUCAAGGUUAAAAGCCACAAAUGUUAUGACUGCAGUAGUGAGUUCAGUUCCGGCCAGGCUCUUGGCGAGCAUAUGCGGAAGCACCGCCAACUGAUUACACCGGAGCAGACGAAGAAAGAGGAUAAUUCUAAGGCAUUUUAUCUGGAUCUUAAUCUUCCACCUCCUUGUGAUGAUUAA